Oldenlandia corymbosa var. corymbosa is the source of this 909-nucleotide messenger RNA. The record is from the annotation of a GenBank genome assembly. NCBI's taxonomy places the organism in Eukaryota, Viridiplantae, Streptophyta, Magnoliopsida, Gentianales, Rubiaceae.
AUGUCUGAUGCUACUGGAUUUGUUCAAUUCCUCUUGGCCGUAGCCGAAAUAGCCAAAGGGGCACCUGCCCCUUCCACCCUUCCAGUGUGGAAGAGAGAACUCCUAAAUGCUAGAGACCCACCGAGGGUAACAUACGAAAAUAUUGUUCCAAACUACCCUAAAGAAACCAUAGUUCAAAUUGUCUGUGUCUCCUUGUUCUUCGGGCCGGCAGAAAUGGCCGCCCUAAAAACUUUCCUCCCACAUCACCUGAAAAACAAGUGCACCGAAUUUGAGGUCCUCACCGCCUUUCUUUGGCGUUGUCGCGCUAUCGCCCUCCAACCCGACCAGGACCGAGAAGUGAAACUCGUCUUUUUCGCAAAUGGUCGUCCCAAGUUUGAUCCCCCACUCCCAAAAGGGUACUACGGGAACGUUUUGGCCGUCCCAGUGGCGCAAACAACGGCGAGGGAGCUGAUGGAGAACCCGUUAGGGUACGCGGCAGAACUGGUGAUGAAGGCUAAGUCAGUUGUGUCGGAGGAAUACGUUAGAUCGACGGCGGACAUGAAUGUUUCCAGGGGACGAAGGCGGAGCAUUACGCUGGAACCAAGGUCCAUGUUCUUGGUGUCGGACUUAACGCGAGUGGGAUUCGCUGAAGUAGAUUUUGGAUGGGGAAAUCCGGUUUACUAUGGAGUACCCAUAGGCGAUGAUAAAAAUGAAAUCCAUGCAACAAGUUGCAAUUACUCGCGGACGAAGAAUAAACAAGGGGAAGAAGGCGUACUAGUUCCCAUUUGCUUGCCGAAAUUAGCGAUGAAAAGCUUUGUUCAGUUGAUGAAAAAGUUUAUUAUGAUGAAUAUCGUGUGGGAUGACGGUGAUCAUAAUGAUGAAGGAGAUCAUGUAGUAAUAAAGUUCCGCAAAUUUAGAUCUCUUUUGUGA